AUGGAGUCAGAUGCCGAGAGUGAUGUUGCUCCAGUCAAACGAAGGAGAGAUGGUUAUGAGAGUGAUGAUCCUAGCGGACGAUCCGACGAGUCAUCUGAAGAGAACGAUGAUGAAGAGGAAACGCCUCAAAAACAUGGGAAACGGCAUCGCGAUUUUAGGGAUGUCCGGAAUUUAUUUAUUGACGAAGCGGAAGCCGUGGAUGAAGAUGAGGAAGAGGAGGAUGAUGAAGGCGACGACGCUGAACUCCUUGGUCACGAAGAGGACGAAGCCAUCCAGUCGGCGGUGGCAUCGGCUCGCGAUCUUGAAGCCCGCAAUCGAAUGAAAGAAUUUACAGAACAAGACGUGGAAUGUUUGGAACGUUACUUUCAACAGAGAUAUGAGUCACAGAAUUAUGCCUCGCGUCGGUUUGGUGAAGGUGUUGGUAUGACUGCCAGCAUCGUCCAACAGGAAAGGGUUCCGGACAUUAAGGAUCCUAAUCUCUGGGUUGUUCGUUGCCAAAUGGGUGAAGAAAAAGCUACGGUGCUCUCUCUCAUGCGCAAAUUCCUUGCCUUUCAGCUGUCAGAUACACCUCUUCAAAUCAAGUCUGCGUUUGCAAAGGAGGGUUUGAAAGGUCAUAUAUACAUUGAAGCUUUCAAGCAAACGCAUGUUAAACAGGCUCUUGAAGGCGUUAGUGCUCUAUCAAGAGCCCAAUUCGAGCAGAAAUUGGUGCCCAUAAAUGAGAUGAUUGACGUUUUGAAUGUGGUCAAGGAGACCGCUCAGUUGAAGCCGAAGCAGUGGGUUCGCCUCAAAGGUGGUCUAUACAAGGACGAUCUGGCACAGGUGGAAAGCGUUAAAGAUGCGCAAAACCUAGUUCGGCUAAAAAUCGUCCCUAGGAUUGACUAUGACCGUAAACGAAAUCGAUUUGACGAUAAUGAAGGAGGAGAAGGUUCACCACAAGGCUCAGCACCAGUCACUCGCAAGGGACGUUGGAAGCGUCCUCCCGCCGCCCUCUUCGACCCUAGUAAGGUUGCCGAUCGCAUUAGCAACAGUGGUUCUUUCAUCGUUUUCGAGGGCAAUCAAUAUGACUCCGCUGGUUUUCUCCGAAAGGACUUUCGGAUAAAUGCGGUUAUUGCUGAUGGAAUUCGACCGACCUUGAGUGAGUUAGAACGGUUCAACCAACUGCCUGAUGGUGCAGAGCUGGCGGCUGCUGCCGCAACCAUGGCUAAUAAGGGUGCCUCCACCAAGCUGGGUGCAAAUGGUGAGGUCAUUUCGUCGGGCCACGGGUUCAUGCCUGGCGAUAUUAUUGAGGUCUGUGAUGGUGAACUAAAAAACCUCAGAGGCACAGUGCUGUCCGUGGAAGUCGACGAUAGAGUUAUCGUACAACCCAGUCAUCACGAUCUAAAAGAGCCAAUUCCCUUUAAUCCAACAGAAUUAAGGAAGUAUUUUGAACAAGGGGACCGUGUUAAGGUCAUUCACGGUCGUUAUGAGAAUGAAACGGGAUUGUUGCUCGUCUAUGAGCCAAAUUUGUGCAUGGUCCUCCCAGACAGAGGUAUGUCUGAGAUCCGUGUCGCUCCAAAAGAUCUCCGUCUGUGGCAGGAUCGAGGGGUUCCUUCGGAUGGUGGCCAACCCGAUGGCGUCCAGUUGAUGGAUUUUGUGCAAAUCGAUUCACACAACUUUGGCGUGGUAACUCAAGUUGAUAGGGAGAGCAUCUCCAUCCUCACAUGCCUCGGUAAAGUAGUUACAGUUAAAGCCAAUACUGCUCUGCGUGUUAUGAAAUUCGGUGGUCCACGCGGUGUUCAACCUCAGGCCCUUGAUCGCAAUGGGAACGUUAUUCAGAUCAAAGAUAGUGUACGUUUCCUUGAAAAGCCAUACACUGGUAUAGUUGGCGAAAUCAGAUACAUUUAUCGAUCAUGGGUAUUUGUGUACUGUCGAACACAUGUGGAGAACGCCGGAAUCUUGGUAUCCAAAUCGCGCCAGUUGGCACAGGUUGGAGGUGCAGGGAACAGAAAGGAUGGUGGAGCCUUGUCGCUUUCGCACUCGACUCGUCCCCCUGCCGUUCAGCUUCUCUCUGGCCAGCGUAGCUACAACCCCAGAGGCUCUAAUCAGUUCGACAGGUCCAUCGUUGGCAAGACGGCUCGUAUAGUUGCUGGUACUUUAAAAGGCUUGACGGGCAUAAUCUGCGAUGCCACAUCGAGUGAGGUGCUGUUGGAACUACAUUCUCAGUUUAAGAAGGUGCACGUUCUGCGUCAGAACGUUGGUCUACUAGAUAGCUCUGGCCACAUUAUUGCUGAUCAACUAGGCGCCUCUGUGCCCACUCCGAGAGCCACCUCCGUUCGCGAGGCUCGCACACCCAUGGCUGGAUCGAUGACACCUCACGCGCCGAGCAUGACUCCUCGUGCCGAUGCGACACCUCUACCGUACGCUUUCAAUCCCAACAUGGCAACUCCCGCUCACUUCAUGAAUGAGGAUGGUCAAAAUACACCAGGCUACCAACCAUGGCAAACACCGGAUCAUCAUAGGACGCCUCGAUCUAGUCACUCCAUAGAUGACGAGGAAGAUGAAUAA
Molecule: messenger RNA, 2544 nt
Organism: Hydatigera taeniaeformis
Lineage: Eukaryota; Metazoa; Platyhelminthes; Cestoda; Cyclophyllidea; Taeniidae
Source: the annotation of a GenBank genome assembly